This is a messenger RNA of Arvicanthis niloticus (Nile rat), 1332 nucleotides long. RefSeq names its product stearoyl-CoA desaturase 2-like. Gene Ontology annotation, cellular component: endoplasmic reticulum membrane. Gene Ontology annotation, biological process: monounsaturated fatty acid biosynthetic process; unsaturated fatty acid biosynthetic process; response to fatty acid. The record is from RefSeq and is a predicted model, not a curated record. Lineage: Eukaryota; Metazoa; Chordata; Mammalia; Rodentia; Muridae. Gene Ontology annotation, molecular function: stearoyl-CoA 9-desaturase activity; palmitoyl-CoA 9-desaturase activity; iron ion binding.
CUUAUUUGUACUACAUAAUCAGCGCCCUGGGCAUAACGGCCGGGGCUCAUCGCCUGUGGAGCCACAGAACUUACAAGGCACGGCUGCCCCUGAGGCUGUUCCUCAUCAUUGCCAACACCAUGGCGUUCCAGAAUGAUGUGUAUGAAUGGGCCCGAGAUCACCGCGCCCACCACAAGUUCUCAGAAACACACGCUGACCCUCACAAUUCCCGCCGGGGCUUUUUCUUCUCUCACGUGGGUUGGCUGCUUGUGCGCAAACACCCAGCUGUCAAAGAGAAGGGUGGAAAACUGGACAUGUCUGACCUAAAAGCUGAGAAGCUGGUGAUGUUCCAGAGGAGGUACUACAAGCCGGGUCUCCUACUGAUGUGCUUCAUCCUGCCCACGCUGGUGCCCUGGUACUGCUGGGGGGAAACCUUUGUAAACAGCUUGUGCGUUAGCACCUUCCUGCGGUACGCUGUGGUGCUCAACGCCACCUGGCUGGUGAACAGCGCUGCCCACCUCUACGGGUACCGCCCCUACGACAAGAACAUUAGCUCUCGGGAGAACAUCCUGGUUUCCAUGGGAGCUGUGGGCGAGGGCUUCCACAACUACCACCAUGCCUUCCCCUACGACUACUCUGCCAGUGAGUACCGCUGGCACAUCAACUUCACCACCUUCUUCAUCGACUGCAUGGCUGCCCUGGGCCUGGCUUACGACCGGAAGAAAGUUUCUAAGGCUGCUGUCUUAGCCAGGAUUAAGAGAACUGGAGACGGAAGUUGCAAGAGCGGCUGAGUGUGGGGUCUUCCAGUUCGUUCCAGAAGCCAGCUUGGCAGAGGCUUACUGUUCUGUUAAUUAACUACUGAGUAUUGCUACCCAGAUGCUAAAAUGAUGACGUUAACCCAUUCUGGUACAGUAUUGUAAAACGGACAGAUACUGGAAGUCAACAGCUCUUCCUCUCCAUGCUAAGCUGAUCUCCCUUCUGUUUUCUUUUCCCAUUGUUUUUUUUUUUUUUCUUCUUUGCUUUGUCCCCGAUGACCUCGUUUCUCACUGCCUCCCCCAAGCCAGCAGCCACUCAGCCGUAGGGCAGUGUUCGCCUUCCAGAAUAUACCAACUUUUCAAGGGUCUACAGUAAAGGUUCACACCUCACCCCCAACUCUUCUUAAGCUGCUCUGAGUUAGAGAUACAAGAAAAAUCUUGAGAGAUUUCUCCUGUUAUUUUUAGCCCAGGCUUUGCCAGACGGACUGGAAAAAAAAAAAUAGUUUUAUUUGGCAGAGAGCUUGUAGAGCAGGUAAAUCUUAAGGGGUCAAAGUCAACAUGCAGGCUGUGAUUCAUCAACGCUGUGGGAGAGGGGGGG